Molecule: messenger RNA, 1278 nt
Organism: Prorocentrum cordatum
Lineage: Eukaryota; Dinophyceae; Prorocentrales; Prorocentraceae
Source: the annotation of a GenBank genome assembly
AUGUCGGCCCCUCCGAGGGACGAGCAGGACUUGUUUCUGGAGGAGGCCUUCGGCUUCGCGGCGGAGCAGCGGUUCUACCUCCGCAAGGCCAUCCAGCAGAACGACAUGGAGAACGCCCUCAGAUACAGCAUCUGCCUCACGAACGAGCUGAGAUCCUCGAUGCUGCAGCCGAACAAGUACUACCAGCUGUACGCCCUGGUGUUCUGGGAGCUGCAGCACCUGGGCGCGUUCGUGGGCAGGGAGGAGCGCCACGGGCACCGGCUGGCCGACGUCUACGAGAUGGUGCAGUACGAGGGGAACGUGCUGCCCCGCCUGUACCUGCUGGUGACCGUCGGGGCCGUGUACAUGAGGGAGGUCUGCGACCCCGCCCUCGCCAAGGGGAUCCUCGAGGACCUGGGCGAGAUGCUCGGCGCGGUGCAGCACCCAGUCCGGGGGCUCUUCCUGCGGUACUACCUGCUGCAGAUGGUCAAGGACAAGCUGGGCGAGCUCGACAGCACGCGAGACGCGCUUCAGUACCUGCUCCGCAGCCUCCGGGAGGCCAUCAGCCUCUGGUCGCGCCUGCGGCUGAGCGACGGGCAGCCUACCCCGGGCAGGCUGGGCGGCAGCGACGCCGGCGGCGAUGCGCCGAGCGACCUCAUCAGCUCGGAGCCCUCGCCGGUGGCGAGGCCCUCCGCCGCCGCGGCCAGCGACGGCGGCGCGUGCCACCAGGACGCGGACGCCAACGCGUUCUCCGCCGCGUGGCUGCUCGACCGCAACCGGCACGCGCUGCGCUUCCUGGUCGCCGCGCACCUGAUGCACAUCUCGGCUGGAAUCGCUGACCCUGGAGUUGUACAAGGAGCUCGUCCUCCCCGAGGUGCUGCGGGUCAGCAGCUCGUGCGAGGACGCCGCUGGUCAGGCCUACCUCCUCGAGUGCUUCGUCGAGGUGUUCCCCGACCGCUUCCACCUGGGCACGCUGGAUGUCAUCCUGGCGGCCAGCGGCCAGGUGAACUGGGUGGUCGACCUGCGGCCGCUGCUGCAGCACCUGCUCCAGCGGAUCACCGUGCACAGCGCAGAACUGGGCGGCGGCGCGAGGCCCCCGCUCGACGCCUUCGCGGUGUUCCACGCGCACCUGGAGAGGCUGCGCCGGCGGCCCCGCGGCCCCGCGACCCCGACGGCGUCGCUGCUGGCGCUGCAGCUGGAGCUCGGGCUGUCGGCCCUCGCGCUGCACCCGGGCGACGCGGCGCGCGCGGAGCUGGUGCUGCGCGGCACCGCCGAGCUGCUGGAGCAGCGCACGGGUGA